CUACUUUUCCUCAUGAGAGUACUCGCUGUCGUCGCCUUGCUUGUUGUCGCUGCUGCCGGUGCUCCUGAUGAAACCACCCCAGCCCCGACCACCACUUCUGCCGUGACGACGACGACGGUUCCUACGACUACUACCGCUACGACGACGAAGGCCCCGAUCACGACCACAACGGCCCCUACCACAGUCGACCCUGUUACCACCGAAGCCCCCACAACGACUUCGGCCGCGACAACCUCCCCAGUCACCACCACAGCCGCUACCACCACCAAGGCUGUCGUCACAAGCGCCACGCCUACUUUGGCCCCCAGCGACUCGACGAAUACUUCGGUGAUCUCGUCCCCCGACACGAACGAAACGGAAGCGCCUUUCUUGGUUGAAGAAGAAACUACUGCUCCCUCCACGACCGAGGUAGUGACCACGACGGCCAAGCCGACCACGACCCCCGUGCCUUCCAGCGCUGUCGCGAUGACUGUCUCCGCCUUGGCUACUGUGUCUGUGAUCGCUGCUUUGAUCUAAACACAAGUGUCGUGAGAUUAAAAUCUAUAUAUCCACCUGACUUGGUUCAUUUCGA
Molecule: messenger RNA, 571 nt
Organism: Aphanomyces invadans
Lineage: Eukaryota; Oomycota; Saprolegniomycetes; Saprolegniales; Verrucalvaceae
Exons: 1
Coding region: 13-516 (167 amino acids)
Source: RefSeq, a predicted model, not a curated record